AUGAAGUCUCACCAAGCACAGUUCCUAUCUACUGCACCAUUAACAUCCAUACAUUCAACUAGACUUGACACUCGAACUUUUUAUCGCCCUCAAUCAAACAGUAAUAAUAAUUUAGAUUCUUCAUUUACUCGAAAAAAUCUUGAUCAAAGAUUCACAACUAUUAAAAUUCAAGAAACUUUACCUCGUUAUCAAACUUCUAGCAUUUAUUUUGACAAAAUUUUUGCACGACAAACUAUUUAUUCUCGCAGAUCACGAUGGAUCCGCCAAGCAUUCGCAACUAUUAUUAUUAUAAUAGGAUUUAUAGGAUUAUAUUUAAUAUAUACCUUGCUUACAUGUAGCACCAAUUUAACAAAUCACUUUUUAAUAUCUCCACGAGCAAAUAUAAAAGGUCAAAUACUAUUAUAUCGUAUUCUCGGUAAUGACCUUCCUCCAAGACAUAAACCUGGUCAAACAUUAAAAAAUUUACGAUUUAUAUUAGAACAUGAAUCAGAAUUUUUAAAUACAAAAAAAUGGUGGAUACUUAAUAGAAUUGCGAAUCCUGAAUAUGAAAUUGCUAUAAUUAAUCUUUUAAAAUUUUAUAAUCAAAAUUAUAUUAUAAUACCUUUUGAUGAUCAAGAAUAUUUAAAAUAUGAUUUUCGUCUUGAAGAUUUUCCUGAACCCGAUUUUUUUCAUUCAAAUGAAUUCAGGAAUUUUUCUAAAGUUCAUAAAUUAAAGACAAUUGAUUAUAUUUAUUAUGAAAAGAAUUUAUAUGCCAUAAAUAAUGUAACACUCGCUCAUGGUAAAUCACAACAUAAUGUUAGUUGGAUUUUACCUUUCGAUGGAAAUUGUUUUUUAACUCCUAAUGCGUUUGCUGAUAUUCGUUCACAUUUAAAUAAAUGGGGUGAUCAAUAUAAAUAUUUUAUUGUACCAAUGGCAAGAUUGAUAAAUAAUUCAAGAUUAUUAGAUGGACCUGAUACAAGACCUAUUACUCCAGAAGAACCUCAAAUUAUCUUUCGUUAUGAUUCUGAUAAAACUUUCAACGAAACUAUGCGUUAUGGUAGAAGGUCAAAAUUGGAAAUGUUAUGGCGUUUAGGUGUCCCAUCUACAAGCAAAAGUUCUGACAGAUCUUCUUAUCCAUGGGAAUUUCAUGAUUCUUACAAAAGCAAAAGUGUCCAUUACAAAAAAAUUGGUUGGGUUUUUCGUUUAUUUUCCGGUCAAGCUUCACAAGAAUUAAAUAAGAAAGAAGCAGGUUCAUUACGUGCGUAUAAUCGAUUGUUGGCUGUUCAAGAAUUAAUAGAUAGUAUAGAUGAACGAAUUGCUCGAAAAAUUCAAGGCUUUGAUCCUCUUCGACUACUUCUUUAUGAUGAAAAUUUAUUAAGUCAAGCAAGAUUUAAUUUUUGGUUAGAAGUUCCGGAUGUCGUUGAAAUAGUUCAAGUCUUGAUCAAACGUGCUGAUGAGAUAUUAUCAACUACUAUUAAUUUAUUUGAAUCGAUACAUGAUGAUCAAGAAGAUGAGAAUACUCGUGUUAAUUUCAUGAAGAUAAAAAAAAGUUCAUUACACCGACCAGUUGAAUUAAUUACACCUGAUUCAUUUUUUGAAAAUGUAACGACUUUAGCUUUGGCUCAUUAUUUUUCAAAUGAUGAGAAAUAUGCAAUAUGGGCUGCCAAUUUAAUCCGAACUUUUAUUCUUUCUUCUUAUGCCAUUGAAAAUCGAGAUGAUUUUGAUGUAACUACUUCUCAUAAUUCUGAUUUUGAUUCCGAUAACGUUGAAGGUUAUGAUUUCCCAAAUACAAAUAAACUUCCACGAAUUAUCCCAAGAAUUUUUAAUUCAGACUCUUUAUUUUCAACCAAUAUAACCGAUUCAGACCCUAGCUUCUUUUUGGAUGCGUGUAGACUUCUUUAUCGUACAAAUAUAUUUACUCAUAAAGAAUAUAUAAACCUUCGAAUGUUUGCCUUUGAUUGGUUAGAUAUUCUUAUUAAUUCAAAGAUUACGAGAAAACCUGAUCAUCGUAGUAUCAUGCUUGAUCUUCGAAUAUUAUCAUUAGCAGGAUUUGUUGACGAUUUAAGACUUUACCUUCGAAUAGUUAAUCGUGUUAGGAUGCGAAUUGGAAACCAAUUUCAUAUCUCAAGUAAUUCAUCAACACAAGAAAUAAAACAAAAUUAUGAGAUCAUGUUUGUUCAAAAUUUACUUAAUACCAGUAAGAUUAAAUCGUCAGAUUAUGAUGAAAACAUUUUUCAUUAUACAUCAUUAAAUUUACAAUAUUGGCUACUACUUAUACGAGCUGUACAAAAUGGACGUUGUGGACCAGAUAUAUGGCAAUAUACAGCUAAAGAUGGACAAAAGAUUAGUAGAGCUACUAUGGAACAUUUAAAGCUAUAUGCUAAUAAGAUGCAUGAUAUAUCUUUAAUACAUAUAGCAAAGACUGCUUAUAUGAUUAACAAAUCCAAAAGAUGCACAUGGAAAGAACCAAAAGAGGAAAUUGAAUACUUUCAAAAUUUAACCAAUAUCGAUAUUGAUAACAUGAAUGUUAUUUUUGGAAAUCGGUCAGAUGAUAAAGAAUUAAAUACAAGGAUUGGGUUAGGGAAUGAAGCAAGGCGAAGAGGUUUACCACCUUUUUGGAUGCUUGGUGUUGCAUGA
Molecule: messenger RNA, 2616 nt
Organism: Dentiscutata erythropus
Lineage: Eukaryota; Fungi; Glomeromycota; Glomeromycetes; Diversisporales; Gigasporaceae
Source: the annotation of a GenBank genome assembly